Molecule: messenger RNA, 1892 nt
Organism: Haliotis rubra (blacklip abalone)
Lineage: Eukaryota; Metazoa; Mollusca; Gastropoda; Lepetellida; Haliotidae
Product: ATP-dependent DNA helicase RecQ-like
Exons: 4
Biological process (GO): double-strand break repair via homologous recombination; telomere maintenance
Cellular component (GO): nucleus; chromosome; nucleoplasm
Molecular function (GO): four-way junction helicase activity; 3'-5' DNA helicase activity
Source: RefSeq, a predicted model, not a curated record
CAUAUCUCCCUACGUAACCUCUGUUCUAAUACGGCCAUAUUUCCCGGUCCUCGUAAAAUCCCCUAGCGGCAAAAAAUCGCAACACGAAUUAUCUCCCUUCUUUCUCUCCAAUCAGAACACGCGUUAAAUAGACUUAGAUCCAAUAUGGCGGCCUCCAUGGAGUUAGUUGAUCAACGUGCGAAGGAAAGAUUCGGUAUUUCAUGUUUAACUGAAAAUCAGAAACUAGCAAUAGAGAGUGCAGGAAUCAAUGGACAAGAUGUGUUUGUCGGGACUAAAACUGGUAGUGGCAAGUCCCUAACUUACGAGAUUCUCCCAUGUAUCACUGAAGCCAAAACGAUCAUCGCCAUCAUUUUAGCAAUUAUGGAGAAAGACUUUCUGAAAGAAGCUGGUCUGCAAACAUUUGCAGAGACACAUGACCCCAAAUCUUAUUCCACCUGUCGAUGUGGGAUUAAUUACUGUGGGACACAGACACAGAAUGACUGCAAGAAGUGUGACGAGUUACAAAUGGACAUCGAUAAGCUGAUAACAGAAGUUGAAUCGAGACCCCCAUUGGAACCUUCCGGUACCAAAUGUAACUCUAAAUUAACAGACAUUGACUUAAUGAAAGAGAAGGCUUACAGUGACGAGACGGUUAAAUGUGUGUUACAUCUUUUGGCUGAAAAUAAAUACAAAAUUUCAUUUGUGUUCCAUUUAUUUCCUAAUAGGGGUGAGAAGACGACUGGAGAUGAACCUUUCAGGAAGUGGUUUUCCAAGAUCGGAGAACUCCGAUCACUGUGCCCUCAAGCAAACAUCGUAGCUCUCACUGCGACCGCUGGCCCAACACAGAGGAGAUCAAUAAUGAAGCAACUUUCCUUCAGAAUGGGCAACUAUGUCACCAUAUUGGAUUCGCCAGACAGGAAAAAUAUCAAGAUCACGUCAAAAAUUUUGCCUAACCAAUCUGAUGCUUCAGAAAACUUAGGAUGGCUAAUCGACAUGCUUCAAAAUCAUAAACAAGGGUCCUCACGAUUCGUCAUCUUUUGUAGGACAAUUGCUGAAUGUUCAAAAGUGUACUUUGCUUUUGCUCAAGUCCUUGGAAGGCAGUCAGGACUUUUUGACAUGUACCACAGCAAGACAAAAGAUGCUGUCAAGCAGGACAUUCGUUCUAAAAUGACCCAAGACAGUAAUCUGUGUGUGUUGAUUUGUACGAAUGCAGCUGGAAUGGGUGUCAACUUUCACAAUGUGAAUCAUGUUAUUCACUAUGGGCUGCCCUUUGAGCUGGAUACUUUUGUUCAGCAAAUGGGAUGAGCAGGGCGUGAUGGAACACCAGCUCAUGAGCUUGUUCUGUACAAAGCCCAUAAAGGCCAGCUCAAAAAGGUAGAAAGUGAACUUCUUAAAGCUGUCAAGAAAACAUCUUGUCGACACAAAAUGAUUUGUAAAUCCUACUGCAGCAAGCACGAGGUCAUCAUGCCGAAGCAUCGGUGCUGCGACGUCUGUGCUCGCACCUGUGACUGUGAUCUUGAAGAAUGUCCAGAUAACCAUGUGAUGUUGAACUAUGCAUAUGACACACAAGAGGAUGACUUAUCGGGCAUGUUUCAGAGAGAAGUGAAAGAUGAUCAGCGAGAGUUACUCAGGCAUAAACUGAACUCUUACAUGUUCAAACUGUAUUCAACAAGCACAAUAGUUAACCCAGAUAUUGUAUUUGGCAUCAAUGAGGAUGUCAUCAGCGCAAUCGUGGACAAAUCUGGACACCUGCUUUCAAUCGAUGACAUCAUCAAAGACCUUCCUAUUUGGUCCUACAACUGUGCAAGAGAAAUCGGCAAAAUACUAAAUGAAGUGUUUGAUGAUAUGGAUAUUUCAAGUGAACAAAGUUCAAGUGAUUCAGAUGAUUCAGACUGACUUCCUAUUGGACUCAA